Molecule: messenger RNA, 1842 nt
Organism: Sphenostylis stenocarpa
Lineage: Eukaryota; Viridiplantae; Streptophyta; Magnoliopsida; Fabales; Fabaceae
Source: the annotation of a GenBank genome assembly
AUGGCAUUCAUGAAGCAGGGGUCAAGGUCUGAACCUUUUCGUCGGGAAGGUCAAACGUGGGUUUGUACAACAGGACUACCAAGUGAUGUUACCAUUGAAGUUGGCGAAAUCUCUUUUCUCCUCCACAAGUUUCCAUUGCUUUCUAGAAGUGGCCAACUGAAGAAACUCAUUGCAGAGUCCUCUAAUGAAGAUGGAUCAAGUUGUGUUUUGCAACUUCAUGAUGUUCCUGGUGGAGCCAAAACAUUUGAGGAUAUAACCAGGUUUUGCUAUGGUGUAAAAAUAGAAAUCAGAUCCUUAAAUGUAGUCAGCCUAAGAUGUGCAGCUGAGUACCUCCAAAUGACUGAAGACUAUGGUGAAGGGAAUCUUAUUGCACAGACUGAGACUUUUCUCAAUGAAAUUUUCAGCAAUUGGCCAGAUUCCAUUAAAGCCCUUGAAACAUGUGAGGAAGUGCAACCCUAUGCAGAAGACCUCCAUAUAGUUUCAAGAUGCAUUGAUUCCUUAGCUAUGAAGGCUUGUUCCGACCCAAACUUAUUCAGCUGGCCUGUGGCUGCGCGUAAUUGCAAGCAAAAUCAAGCAGACGACCAUGCAUUAUGGAAUGGAAUUUCUUCUGAUACAAGAUCAUCUCAAAGUGAUCAUUGGUGGUUUUAUGAUGUGUCUUUGUUAAGCCUACCCCUGUAUAAACGACUCAUUAUAGCAAUUGAAGCAAAAGGAAUGAAGUCUGAGGCUGUUGCUGCAUCUCUCAUAUAUUAUCUUAGGAGGUUUCUCCCCUUGAUGAAUAGGCAAUCAAGCUUCACUGAUACAGGCCAUGCUACUAUUCCUAAUACCUCCGAAGCAGAUCAAAGGGCUCUACUUGAAGAAAUUGUGGAGUUAAUUCCUAAUAAAAGAGGGGUCACAUCCUCAAAGAAUCUGCUCAGGCUGCUCCGCACAGCCAUGAUACUGAGUGCAAGUCCAUCAUGUAGAGAAAAUUUGGAGAGAAGGGUAGGAGGUCAACUAGACCAGGCUGAGCUUGUGGAUCUUCUCAUUCCAAAUAUGGGAUACUCGAUGGAGACACUCUAUGAUAUAGACUGCAUUCAGAGGAUUCUUGAUCAUUUUCUGUCUAUAUACCAGCCUGCAUCUGUAGCAGCUUCUCCAUGUAUAAUUGAUCAGGGGGCAUUGAUAGCUGGAGCUGAUGCAUUGACACCUAUGACAAUGGUGGCAAAUUUGCUUGAUGGAUACCUUGCCGAGGUGGCUUCAGAUACUAAUAUGAACUUGACUAAGUUUCAGACACUUGCUAUUGCAAUUCCAGAUUAUGCUAGGCCACUUGAUGAUGGUAUAUACCAUGCAAUAGAUGUAUACCUUAAGAUACAUUCGUGGCUGACAGAUUCUGAACGGGAGCAACUCUGCAGAUUGAUGAACUGUCAAAAGCUCUCAUUGGAAGCUAGCACUCAUGCAGCACAAAAUGAAAGAUUGCCUCUACGAGUAAUUGUUCAAGUCCUGUUUUUUGAACAGCUUAGGCUCCGCACAUCUAUAUCUGGAUGGUUCUUUGUUUCUGACAAUCUUGAGAACGGACAUCACAAUGGAAAUGUUGUCCUCCCAAAUAAUGAUCCAUUUCAACGGGACACUGCAGAGGGAAAUGAAAACUUGAGGGAACGUCUUUUGGAGCUGGAGAAGGAAUGCUCAAGCAUCAGAAACGAGCUGCAGAAGUUGACUAAGACAAAGAAAAUUUGGAACAUUGGACGUACUUUCACUGACUGGGAAAGAUCGAAGUUGAAGAUUGCCGGUCACAAACAAAAGUCAGAUUUUGAGGUACACGCGUGGAUGCAGGAAGAUAGGAAUGUUUUUCCCACUGAUAGUGAAACGUAA